Molecule: messenger RNA, 1758 nt
Organism: Tricharina praecox
Lineage: Eukaryota; Fungi; Ascomycota; Pezizomycetes; Pezizales; Pyronemataceae
Product: PIN domain-like protein
Exons: 5
Coding region: 1-1758 (585 amino acids)
Biological process (GO): DNA double-strand break processing; mismatch repair; DNA recombination
Cellular component (GO): nucleus
Molecular function (GO): DNA binding; metal ion binding; 5'-flap endonuclease activity
Source: RefSeq, a predicted model, not a curated record
AUGGGUAUCACAGGUCUUCUUCCUCUUCUCAAGUCCAUCCAAAGACCGGGCCACAUUAGGGAUUGGGCUGGGAAGACGGUUGGUGUCGACGCAUAUGUCGACUACGUUAUGCACCGAGUCAGGAUGCUACGGCAUUUUGGCGUCACGCCGUAUCUAGUAUUCGAUGGAGACUACCUUCCGAGCAAGUCCGGAACCGAAGUUGAACGCGAGAAAAAACGUGCACAGAGCAAAGCCACCGGACUGGAACUCCUCAAGCUCGGCCGCAGCUCGCAAGCGUACCUCGAGCUUCAAAAAUCGAUCGACGUGACCCCGAUGAUGGCCCGCCACAUCAUCGACGCGUGUGCCUCCCUCGGCGUGAAAUGUCUCGUCGCCCCCUACGAAGCCGACUCGCAGCUCUACUACCUCGAGAAAAUGGGAAUCAUCGACGCCGUUAUCUCAGAAGACUCGGACCUGCUGGUGUUCGGCGUCAAGACUCUUCUCACGAAGCUGGACCAGUUCGGGGAAUUUGUGGAGGUCAACCGUGAGCACUUCACCGCUUGCAAGGAAAUCAGUCUGGCCGGGUGGACACAGACCGAAUUCAGGCAUAUGUGUAUUCUGAGUGGCUGCGACUAUUUGGAGAACAUUCCGACGAUGGGUCUCAAGACUGCGUAUAGCUACAUGAGACGCUACAGAGAUGUGGAAAAGCUGCUCCGAGCCGUCCAACUGGAGGGGAAGAAGAAGGUUCCUUCGGGGUACCUGGAGGCGUUCAAGCGUGCGGAUAUGACAUUUCUACAUCAGCGCGUUUUCUGCCCAAUACAGGAGCAGAUAGUGAUGGCCAAUGAUCCGAGUCCGCAGGUGACCAUCGACGACGAGAUACUUUGUUACAUUGGCCCGGAAAUCGAAGCGGAUAUCGCACGUCUUGUUGCUUGCGGGCAACUCGACCCGAUGACGAAGGAGCCCAUCCAGAUUGUUCCACUGCCCCCGGGGCCGAGCAAUUCGGCGAAGCCAUGGCCCCCGCCAAACCAGAAAGUACAAAUGACGACGACGCCAAAGAAUAAAUCCAUCACAUCCUUCUUCAAGCCAAAAUCAGAAGCACGCGCCAUUGUUGCUACUCCGGUGCUGCAACCGAAGAAUACGAAUAGGAUUGUUUCUCAGUCCGCGCCAGCAAAGACGACAUCGGCAUCAACCCCCAUGAAACGCCCGUUUGAUGCGACCACCACCUCUGCGAGCAAGAAACUCAAGACCACCGCCACAACACCCACCCCAGCAGCGGUGGAACGGAGCCCAUUCUUCGCCACUCAGAGCCGGCGACCCAUCAACAGUACACCGACACCGAAGCCGCGACCGAAGAAGAACAUCACACCCGCGCUCACUCCGACCACACUCGCACUGCAGCAGAAGAAGAACGUGCCUCCCAUACCCACCCAGACCGAGGAGUCGUCACCCAGUCCCAGUCUAUGUCUACCACCCUCACCAGCCGCGAUCGAAUCUGCCAAGAAGGUCGCGCAAGGCUGGAAAGAAGCAUUCGCAUUCCCGAAGCAGGGAGGCGUAAAGGAUCUCGCCGCUGUGAUCGAGAAGCCACGGGUGCAGAGCACUGCGGUCCUUGCAAUGACAUCGCUACAGCACUUGGGUGCGAGGGCUCUCAACCAAAAUCCUAGAACAAUUCCCCCAUCCAGGUCGGCGACUAUGCCAUUAUCAAUACCCAUACUUGCAAAAUCGGAGUCGGCGGAUAGCAAUGAGAGUGAGGAGUUCCUGUCUGGUUUUGAUAGCAUUAGGUGA